AAAACACCGGGUUUCAACCAAUCUGAACUAAAAAUGGCUAAAAAUUUGGCGGAUGAGUUGGAUUCGAUGAAAAUCUCCGGUCCUCCAUCGCUGUUUGAAAUGCCAACGGAAAUGGUUUAUAAAAUUGCGGGGAAAGUGGAUCCAUUCAGCAGAUUGACAGUCCGCAAAGUGUGCCGAAAUUUGCGAAAUGUCAUCGAUGACACUGAUCCUGGCUUCAAAAAAGUUGAGGUGGAUCUCGGUGGAUACGCUGGAUCCCAUCGUCUUUGCCUGACUAGCUCCAUUUGCAGCUACAUUUCUUAUUCUCCAAAUUCAAAUAAUCCUGGUUGCACUGUCGAAAGAAACUCGCAGAGGAAAUCUAUUGAAAAGACUCAAUUGAACGCGAUUCUGGAUGAUUUGGCAGUAAUUGUGAAGAAUCCAAAACUUCGAUUGGAUAAUUUUGUUAUCGUCUCUUCAUGUGGAAAUUCAAAAGAAUUUGUGGAGUGGCUUAGAGAGAUCACCCAAUCAGGAAGUCUGCUCCACACAAAAAGAAUCAGGGUCAUUGAUUGCCCUGGAGAUCUGCUCGGUGUCCUUUCUCACUGCAAGCCUGGAUUUCUUGAAGCCAUCGAAUUUUACUGUUUUAACUCUGGAAAAAUCGAUGAAAUUACCAAUUUGGAACAGUGGAAACGUGCUAAAUCGAUUAAUAUUGACAGCCGUAGAUGCGAUGAUAUUCCCAUUGAGCACUUCUUCCAUUUUUCUCGUUUUACCAUCAGAAUGGGAAAACUAUCAGUUCCUGAUGCAAUUAAAAUUAGAGAUGAUCUGAUGAAAUCCGCUCACUUCGAAUACGGAAUAAUCGAUAUCUAUGAUGAACUGACUCCAGAAGCUGCACGAGUUUUCAAUCCGAAUUUCAUUGCUCACAAUCGCGAUGGUAUUGAGAACAAAAUCGAGCAGUUUCUUCUCACAAUUUAUAGAAAACGUUUGGAAAUCAAGAAGAUCGAUUAAUGUUACCUAUUUCUUACCCUUUUUGUUGUUAAAUGCCGAGUUAAAAUAAAUUACUUUCUGUUAAA
Messenger RNA from Caenorhabditis elegans, 1043 nucleotides. It is a transcript of the gene ftr-1, whose product is annotated as F-box domain-containing protein. The record is from RefSeq and is marked reviewed. NCBI's taxonomy places the organism in Eukaryota, Metazoa, Nematoda, Chromadorea, Rhabditida, Rhabditidae.